CAAAGCUCAGCUUAUAUGAAAUAAGCCGUCCUUUUCUUCCUCUUCCUCUACUACCACAAUCCAAACCCUAAAAUGUCAGCCGCCCAUUUACUGUCGCAUCCACCCACCAAUGCAAAGUUUCCCGUCCACUUCCGCACCUCCCCCCACUCCGCCUCGCCCUCCUCCUUCUCCUUUCAUCUCCUCUCAAAAUCAACAACAACAGCACUAACCAUAAUCCCUCGCGCUGUUCUCUCCGAAACGUCCUCCCAUACUUCACCUCUCUCAUCCACUUCCGGUGCCGCCAUUGGAUCCUUCACGAGAUCGCCGGAGGGUUACCUAUGCUGCGAUGGCGUCCGCGUGCAGGACGCAAUGGAAGCGGUCGAGCGUCGCCCCUUCUAUCUCUACAGCAAGGCUCAGAUCACUCGCAACUUCGAAGCGUAUCGAGAGGCUCUUGAAGGGCUGAGUUCGAUCGUCGGGUAUGCCGUCAAGGCCAACAAUAAUCUCAAGAUUCUUGAACACUUACGGGAACUGGGUUGUGGCGCAGUGCUUGUCAGUGCGAAUGAGCUCCGACUCGCACUUCGUGCUGGCUUCGAUCCUACCAGAUGUGUAUUUAAUGGAAACGGGAAGUUGGUGGAGGAUCUUGUUUUGGCUGCGAAGGAAGGUGUGUUUGUGAAUAUUGAUAGCGAGUUUGACCUGGAGAAUAUUGUUACCGCAGCAAGAGUGGUAGGGAAGAAGAUUCGAGUUUUGCUUAGAAUAAAUCCGGAUGUAGACCCUCAGGUGCAUCCUUAUGUAGCAACAGGCAACAAGAAUUCCAAGUUUGGCAUCAGAAAUGAGAAGUUGCAAUGGUUCCUAGACACUAUAAAAUCUUAUCCAAAUGAACUCAAACUUGUUGGGGCUCAUUGCCACUUGGGAUCAACUAUUACUAAAGUUGAUAUAUUCAGAGAUGCUGCUAUCCUGAUGGUCAAUUACAUUGAUGAAAUUCGAUCUCAAGGUUUUGAAGUCGAAUUCUUAAACAUUGGAGGUGGUUUAGGUAUAGAUUACUAUCAUGCAGGUGCCAUUCUUCCAACACCAUUGGAUCUCAUCAACACUGUGCGUGAGCUAGUUCAUUCUCGUGAUUUGAAUCUUAUUAUUGAACCUGGAAGGUCACUCAUUGCCAAUACUUGCUGUUUUGUUAAUCGAGUAACUGGAGUUAAGACAAAUGGUACAAAAAAUUUUGUAGUUAUUGAUGGCAGCAUGGCAGAGCUCAUACGUCCGAGUCUGUAUGGAGCAUACCAGCACAUUGAGCUUGUUUCUCCGCCUUCUCCUGAUGCUAAGAUUUCUACUUUUGAUGUUGUGGGACCUGUAUGUGAGUCUGCAGAUUUCUUAGGAAAGGACAGAGAACUUCAUACACCAGCUAAGGGAGCUGGAUUGGUCGUUCAUGAUGCCGGUGCAUAUUGUAUGAGCAUGGCUUCAACUUACAACUUGAAAAUGAGGCCUCCGGAAUAUUGGGUUGACAAUGGAUCUUUAGUAAAGAUUAGGCAUGGUGAGACCUUCGAUGACUUCAUAAAGUUCUUUGAUGGCCUGUAGUCUAUAUAUAUCUUCAUCAUCAAGAUAAAAUUACUGCUACAAUGGGCAGAGGAUUGCAAGGAUGAUGCUUUAGUAGUCUGUUAUUUCAGAAAAAAAUUGAACUGAUUAUUUGGCCAUUUUUAUGUUUGAAUAGUUAUUGUAGAUCAAUCAUCUUAAAUUUCAGUAGAACUUCUUACAUCUCA
This is a messenger RNA of Dendrobium catenatum, 1727 nucleotides long. Its product is annotated as diaminopimelate decarboxylase 1, chloroplastic. Bases 73 to 1545 code for a protein of 490 amino acids. Gene Ontology annotation, molecular function: diaminopimelate decarboxylase activity. NCBI's taxonomy places the organism in Eukaryota, Viridiplantae, Streptophyta, Magnoliopsida, Asparagales, Orchidaceae. The transcript is spliced from 8 exons. The record is from RefSeq and is a predicted model, not a curated record. Gene Ontology annotation, cellular component: chloroplast.